Molecule: messenger RNA, 423 nt
Organism: Trifolium pratense (red clover)
Lineage: Eukaryota; Viridiplantae; Streptophyta; Magnoliopsida; Fabales; Fabaceae
Exons: 1
Coding region: 1-423 (140 amino acids)
Source: RefSeq, a predicted model, not a curated record
AUGAUAGCUAAUGAGGUGAUUGAUGAGGCGAGAAGACUCAAAAGUUCAGUGGAUUGGGGGUUUUUGGAUUUCGUCACGAAGAAAAUGAAUUUCCCUUCAAAAUGGAGGGAGUGGAUCCGAGAAUGCGUCAGUAGUGCUAUGGUUUCAGUCCUCAUAAAUGGAAGUCCUCCUAUAGAGUUCACAAUGGAGCGUGCAUUGAGACAGGGAGACCCACUCUCGCCAUUCUUGUUCCUUCUCGUUGCUGAAGGACUCAAUGUUCUAAUAAGCAAAGCAGUGUUUGAUAAAAGCUUCCUGGGUUAUGGAGUUGGACGAGCUGAAAAUGUAACUCUGUCUCAUUUGCAAUUUGCAGAUGAUACGUUGAUCAUUGGAAGAAAGUGUUGGGAUAACAUAUUGGCCAUGAAGGGCUAUGUUGAGAUUGUUUGA